Molecule: messenger RNA, 2606 nt
Organism: Rhopilema esculentum
Lineage: Eukaryota; Metazoa; Cnidaria; Scyphozoa; Rhizostomeae; Rhizostomatidae
Product: cullin-2
Biological process (GO): ubiquitin-dependent protein catabolic process
Molecular function (GO): ubiquitin protein ligase binding
Source: RefSeq, a predicted model, not a curated record
CGCAGGGGCUAUGCCAAAACGAAAGUGAGGCAGGAGUGCCAAACUGGUUUUGUCAUCCAUCUUGCAUUUCGGUUCUGUGGAAGAAAUUAUUAUAAGCAAAAAGCUAAAUCACAAACACACCAAGCAGACUGACGACAACUUUGCAGUAUAAAGCACCAAACUUGUUUAUACUAGCACGCAACUUGGCUUUAACUUGGUGUCCAAUUUCUUAUGUGGAAUUGAAUGGAAAUAUUGUAAUGUCCCUGAAGCCGAAAACAGUAAAUUUUGAAGAAUCAUGGAUGAGAAUCAAAAAGACAUUGAACACUGUAAUAACUUAUGGGAGUAGUUCAUCUGAGAAUGAAAAGGUGCAAAAAAGAGCUGACUGGAAUGACAGAUUCUCUGAUAUUUAUGCACUAUGUGUUGCAAGCCCUGAGCCUUACACAGCAAAAGUUUACGAAAAGACAAUGAACUUUUUCAAGGACUAUGUGGAAAAGUUAUAUGAGGAAGAGAUUUCUCGAUCUUCUGAUAUGCUGACAAAUUAUGAAUAUCACUGGGACCAGUUCAGUAGAGGAUCUCAACACAUUAACUCGCUUUUUCGAUAUUUAAAUGGGCUUUAUUGUAAGAAAAAGAAGACGGACUUCUACGAACAUCCAACCAUCUACCCCCACUCUCAAUCGGAUGAUAACAUCGAAAUUGGCCAUCUUGCACUAGAAACAUGGAAGACAAACAUGAUUGGCAGAAUAAAGGAUUCGCUCAUAACUGCUGUAUUGGAUUUUAUAAGGAGGGACAGAGGUGGCGAGACAGUUACUGGAGCGGAUGUAAAGAAUGUUAUACGUUCAUUUAUUGAUGUUGAGCAGUACGAGACCAGAGCCCCGUUAAAGUUAUACCAAGAUAUCUUUGAAGUCCCAUUGUUGAGCGAAACCAGUGAUUAUUACCAACAGGAAGCAGCUCGGCUUUUGCAAUUUUGCGAUUCUUCACAAUUCAUGGAAAAGGUGGAUGCAAGACUAGAGGAAGAAAGGCUGAGAGCUCAGAAAUAUCUACACGUGUCGUCGUUCGAGAAAGUUAUGAAAGUGUGUCAAGAUAAACUUGUUGAGUCGCAGUUGCAUUUGCUGCAGAGUGACUGCCGUGAUAUGAUACACAGCAAAAAGUUAUCAGAUCUACGCCGAAUGUAUAAGCUUCUGAAGCCAAUACAGAAAGGUUUAGAUUUAAUGUUGAAAGAAUUUGAAGAAUACAUUGCUGAUACUGGUCUAGCGAAAGUGAAAGCGUUCUAUACUGAAAACGGAACUGGACAAUUCGUUGAUGCAUUGAUAGAAAUUCACAAGGAAUAUUCUGAUAUGAUCGAAAAGACAUUCAGCAACGACCAGUCAUUCCUUGGCGCCCGGGACAAAGCUUGUACAAAGAUUGUUAACUACAGGAUAAGCUCGCAAAAACAUUGCAGAUCUCCAGAAAUGCUCGCAAAGUAUUGUGAUUCUUUACUGAAGAAAAACACGAAGCUGCUUAGCGAGCGAGAAAUCGAUGGAAAGCUAAACAAUGUGAUUGUUAUAUUCAAAUACAUAAAUGAUAAAGAUAUAUUCCAAAAGUUUUACUCGAAGCUACUGGCCAAACGACUAGUGCAUAACAUGUCAGUGUCAAUGGAUUCAGAAGAAAACAUGAUAAAUCGCCUGAAAGUUGCUUGUGGCUAUGAGUACACAACCAAGCUUCAUCGAAUGUUCACUGAUAUGAAAGUCAGCGAAGAUUUGAACAACAAGUUCUUUCAUUUCCUGGAAGAGAACGAAUACGAUGUUGGCAUAAAUUUUUCAUUGCUCGUUCUACAGUCUGGUGCUUGGCCCCUCAGUCAAACUGGUGUAUCUAGUUUCGCAUUGCCAAGUGAACUUGUAAAAAGCCUCCAAAUGUUUGAAACAUACUAUAACUCCGUCUUUAAUGGAAGGAAAUUGACUUGGCUAACACAUUUGUCAAAUGGCGAGAUAAAGAUGAAUGUACAGAAAAAGACCUACAUUAUCACAGUUACAACGUAUCAAAUGGCAAUCUUGUUGCUGUUCAAUGCUGGUGACAACUUAUCAUUUGCAGACCUGAGGAAUCAGAGUCAGUUAGCAGAGAAGGAGCUCACAAGAACUUUGCAGUCUCUUGUGGAUGUUAAAAUUUUAUGCAAAAAUCCGAAAAAGGCAGCCGAGUUUUCUGACUGCACGUUAACUUUUAAUGAAGAAUUUUCAAACAAGAGGACAAAAUUCAAAAUCACCACGGCAGUGCAAAAAGAAUCUAAGCAGGAAGAGGAGCAAACACAUUCAGCUGUUGAUGAAGACCGAAAAAUGUACAUACAGGCAACGAUUGUUCGGAUAAUGAAACAUCACAAGCUAUUGAAACACAAUGACCUUAUGCAAGAGGUUGUUCGACAAGUCAAGCCAAGAUUCUCCUCGAGUGUUGUUAUGAUAAAGAAAUGCAUCGAAACCUUAAUUGACAAGCAAUACAUUGAAAGGUCACAAGGAACCAAAGAUGAGUACACGUAUUUGCCUUAAAGAGCGUGCAAUUUUAAUAGAACUUCCUUGUCUGCCUUGUAAAAACAUUUAUGUAGUGUCAAAUGCAACGAUAAUUUGUACUCAUUUUCAUUAAUUGACUCAGCUUCUUCCUUU